This is a messenger RNA of Anopheles funestus (African malaria mosquito), 960 nucleotides long. Its product is annotated as peptide deformylase, mitochondrial-like. The coding region runs from base 218 to 925 and encodes 235 amino acids. Gene Ontology annotation, cellular component: mitochondrion. The transcript is spliced from 2 exons. NCBI's taxonomy places the organism in Eukaryota, Metazoa, Arthropoda, Insecta, Diptera, Culicidae. Gene Ontology annotation, molecular function: peptide deformylase activity. The record is from RefSeq and is a predicted model, not a curated record. Gene Ontology annotation, biological process: N-terminal protein amino acid modification; peptidyl-methionine modification.
UAUUAUGUUCUAAUAUCCCAACAGUACUGAAAAGCGAAUAUAAGUUUGUACAUGUUCUGCUCGUGCAUGUGCGCUGUAUAUUUGCUCGGAUGUCAACAAACCUUCGCUGUUCCAAGCGCCCGAACAGCUGUACUUGACAGCUGGCUGUCAGGGCACGUAAACAUUACAUAAACAAUUGUUUCUUCUAUUCGCCGGUUGUGCAGUGUAUUAACUAGUAAUGCGGUUAAAAGUGAAGGCCGUGCCUAUAAAGGCAUGUAUUCGAACAGUCUGUACCAGCAGCCGGGUGGACAAAUCGUUAGCAAAGUGGUACCAAAGCUUGUGGCAACCGAAAGGUAACGAACCACCGUACGACCAUGUCGUGCAAUUGGGCGAUCCCGUACUGCGUGUGCCGGCGAACUUGAUCCCUGAAAAGGAGCUUAAAUCACCCGAAGUACAGUAUCUAGUCAAACAUCUCGUUAAGGUGAUGCGAUCUUACAAAUGCGUCGGACUGGCGGCACCACAGCUCGGCCUUCCGCUACGCGCAUUUGUGAUGGAGUUUAAGGAGGAACUGCGGGACCAGUACACCAAGGCCGACUAUAAGCUGCGCGAAAUGGAACCCUUACCAUUGACGGUUUUUUUAAACCCCGAACUAAAAGUGCUCAACUACGAAAAGGUGACACACACGGAAGCGUGCGAAAGUGUCCGCGGAUAUCGAGCCGAUGUAGCACGGUAUCGGGAAAUCAUGAUAAAAGGGUUCGACGCUUCCGGAGAACCAAAGGAACUGCAGCUGAAAGGAUGGAAUGCUCGCAUAGCGCAGCACGAGAUGGAUCACCUAAAUGGGAUCGUUUACACGGAUCUAAUGAAUAGGAAAACCUUUACCUGCUCCUGCUGGCAGGCGGUCAAUGCAAAUAAUGGGCGCAUAAAGCUAUCGUUUGCAAAUAAAUAACCAGUACGAAAUACUAGAAAACAUGCACAGAUCAU